GGUAUAAUCUAUGACGUUUGGGAUACAAACAAUACAAAAUCAUUUGCGAUAACCCUUCAAAAGUAUCUGAUGAAAAAAGGAUAUAAAACAUCGAUUACAACAAGUCUCAGCAAGGAGAAAAACUGCCCUAUCAUUGCACUAUGUUUAAUGCACUCUCGGCCUGAAGCUGAUAUAAACUACACAUUGAAAGACUUAAAAAGUGAGCGUGAUAGAGGUAUAAUCCUUGUUUUGCUGCAUUUUCGGAGUAACGACACGAGGACUAGUCUAUAUGACGGGUUAUAUAAAAAAGAUUAUUCAGAUGUAACUGUUCAUGAUUGUUUUCUCCAGCAAAGUUUUGAAAACAUGAAAGACGUGAAUAAGAAAAUAAAGAAAGAUUUAAAAGAAAGGCGUGGGAGACCGCAAGAAAAAUACAUGCAUAAACCUUCAUAAUCAACAGCGAUGUAGUAUUUGACUUGAGUGGGAUAUGAAUUAGAUAUGUUUUUUGUUUUAUUUUUUUUUGUGGGUUUUUUGUGCGUGUGGGGGCGGGGGUGUUGUUGAUUUUUUCGUUAUUUGUUUCUUUGUAUCAAAAAACAAUUUUAUCAAUCAAAUGUUGUUUUUUAACAGAAGCUCUUUUGUUAAAUUAUAUAGAAAUACGUUCUCUAUCACAUGAUUAUUUGAUAUAGAUAUCUCAUAACUGAAUACGGAAUCCUACGCUCCCUUCGCAGCUUAAUGAAUACACUCCCGUUACUUCAGACGAAAGAAGUGAGCGAUAGUGGAACAUUCGACCGAUGCGCAGGAGAGUAACGGAAUCCAUGGUUGCAAUUGUUUUGGAUUAAAUUUGUAUGGUAGAGCUUCUUCAAAAUAAAAAACUGAUUUAGUUUUAGUUUCUUUAUCUCAUCAAAGUUAUAUCUUUAUAUCA
Messenger RNA from Ruditapes philippinarum (Manila clam), 898 nucleotides. RefSeq lists its product as uncharacterized. The record is from RefSeq and is a predicted model, not a curated record. Bases 70 to 429 code for a protein of 119 amino acids. Lineage: Eukaryota; Metazoa; Mollusca; Bivalvia; Venerida; Veneridae. The transcript has 2 exons.